GUUGCCGCAUGGCUCGGUGGAUACGCCGGUGUUUAUGCCAGUUGGGACGCAGGGGACGAUGAAGGGGCUGUUGCCCGAGCAACUCGCGGAACUGGGUUGCCGCUUGUUGCUUUGCAAUACGUAUCAUCUGGGUCACAGGCCUGGCCAUCAAGUCGUUCGCAGGGCUGGCGGUUUGCAUUCGUUCAUUAAUUGGCCGUUUGCAAUCCUCACGGAUUCCGGAGGCUUCCAGAUGGUUUCGUUGAACGAGUUGAUGGAUGUGGAUGAGGAAGGGGUUACUUUUAAGAGUCCGCACACCGGCGAAGAAACUCUCUUAACUCCUGAGGCGAGCAUUCGGAUACAGGCAAGCUUUCCACACUGCAUCACUGGUUUGUUGCAGGAGAAUUUGGGCGCUGAUAUUGCGAUGCAGUUGGAUCACGUGGUACACGUGCUUACCGAGGGGCCGGUCGUCGAAGACGCGAUGGAACGCUCGAUCAGGUGGCUGAUGCGUUGUCGGGCGGCACAUACUCGAGCCGACCAAACUUUGUUCCCAAUUGUACAAGGUGGCUUGGACACUUCGCUUCGCAAGAAAUGUGCUGUGGCAAUGGCCCAGUUAACGGAGUCGGGCAUUGCGAUUGGUGGCCUAAGCGGUGGAGAGGAUAAGAAUGCUUUCUGGCGGAUUGUUGCUUGCUGUUGCGAUAAUUUACCGGGACAUUUACCUCGAUAUGUUAUGGGCGUUGGAUGGCCUAUCGACCUGGUAAUUUGUUCAUUGCUGGGCGCUGACAUGUUCGACUGCGUCUAUCCAACACGUACUGCAAGGUUUGGCACAGCGAUCGUACGGCACGGUGGCAUGCUACAUCUGAGUCGAAAAGAGUUCGAAGAGGAUUUCCGACCCAUUGACGAAUGUUGCGGCUGUCAUUCCUGUAAGACUUACACUCGGGCAUAUAUCCACUCCAUAUUGAAUCAGGAAACUGUAGCAUGCCAUAUCAUAUCAGUGCACAAUCUGCAACACCACAUGGAUCUAAUGCGCCGGGUACGCACUGCGAUACAGGCAAAACAAGUUCAGCACUUUUUAAGUGAGUUUUUAUUGGAGCAGUUUCCGGAUGGCACGGUCCCGCAGUGGGUUUGCGAUGCACUUACUCACAUGGGGUACAAAAUUUGAGC
Messenger RNA from Gongylonema pulchrum, 1140 nucleotides. The record is from the annotation of a GenBank genome assembly. Lineage: Eukaryota; Metazoa; Nematoda; Chromadorea; Rhabditida; Gongylonematidae.